Styela clava is the source of this 1167-nucleotide messenger RNA. RefSeq names its product small COPII coat GTPase SAR1B-like. The record is from RefSeq and is a predicted model, not a curated record. Gene Ontology annotation, biological process: intracellular protein transport. Gene Ontology annotation, molecular function: GTPase activity; GTP binding. NCBI's taxonomy places the organism in Eukaryota, Metazoa, Chordata, Ascidiacea, Stolidobranchia, Styelidae.
AUGUUUUUGGUGGAUUUUUUUCGAGGAUGGCUCCAAUACCUUGGGUUGAUGAAUAAAUCCGGAAAGCUGAUGUUUUUGGGCCUGGAUAAUGCUGGUAAAACUACAUUACUUCAUAUGUUAAAAGACAAUAAAAUGGGAGUCCAUGAACCUACGCUACAUCCAACUUCUGAACAUUUGACGAUGGGGAAUAUUUCAUUUACAACAUAUGAUCUCGGUGGACAUAGUCAAGCUCGCAAAGUUUGGAAAGAUUACUUCCCUGCAGUGGAUGGAAUUGUUUUUCUUGUUGAUGCAGCUGAUUCAGAAAGGUUAAACGAAGCUAAAAACGAACUAGAUAGUCUAUUACUGGAUGAACAAGUUGCAAACGCUCCUGUAUUGGUCCUCGGAAACAAGAUUGAUUCUCCCAAUGCAGUAAGCGAACAUGCACUUCGGGAUUUCUUUCAGAUUCGAACAACUGGCAGGGGUCAAGUUCCACUGGCAAACUUAGGAGGAGCAAGACCAAUCGAACUUUUUAUGUGCUCAGUUCUCAAAAAACAAGGAUAUGGUGAAGGAUUUCGUUGGCUCAGUCAAUACAUCAAUUGAAAGCUCCGACAAGAUCACCUAUAAUAAGCACCGUCUUCGAAUCCAACGCAGAAGUCUAUUAAAAAUAUUUCUAUAUCAUGCAGAUACGUCUUUCAGUUGACACCGGUUUUAGCAUUUCAUCUCCUUUACUAAAUAUUUAUUAUUAUCAAUGAAGGUCGCUUGAAACGACCAGAGACUUAUGCGGCAGCUGUCCGAAGUGUACAAACCCCCUAGUAGAAUCUAUUCUAACUGUUUUAGUUUUUUUUCGUCACUUUGUGUUUUGGUUUAGCAUGGGUUUAUUGGUGAGUCAUUUCAUAAUGGUGGGACUUGACAAUCGCUCAUGCUGGGAUCUAGCAUUGUGGCAUAUGUUGUUAGGCACAGGUAAUGCAACUAUUGCAACGUUACUACAAAAAUAUUUAGAUUGCCCUUCCCUACUUUUUGUUCUGGGUGUUUCCUGGACGUUUUGCCUCCAUAUUUUUGACCUAUGUUUUGGACUCUGUGAGAAAAGAAUAAUCUUUACUUCUUACAAUUUAAUUAUGCGUUAAUACAGUUAUAUGCUACUAUUACAUAGCGUUUGAAAAAUAAAAUUGACUAUUUUCGAUCCAUCUA